AUGCCGGGUGUUCCUGAGGCUGCCCUGUACCCCUUGGCAUCCCACAAUGGUUCCAAAUUAAAGCCAUCAGUGCUCUGGCUGACUGGGAUUCCGGGUAUGGAAUCCAACCUCGUCUUCGUCUCCAUCCCAUUAUGCUCCAUCUAUCUCAUUUCUGUUCUGGGGAACUCUGUUAUUCUUUUUGUCAUCAAAACAGACCGAAGCCUCCACCAGCCCAUGUACAUUUUCCUCUCCAUGCUGGCCAUCACAGAUCUCGGGUUAUCCAUCUCCACCAUGCCAACCAUGCUAGGCGUCUUUUGGUUCAAUGCCAGGAGUAUCACCUUUCGUGCCUGUUUCGCCCAGCUCUUCUUCAUCCACUCCCUCUCAUUUGUGGAGUCCUCAGUGCUCUUGGCCAUGGCUUUUGAUCGCGUCGUGGCCAUCCGCAGCCCCCUCAGAUAUGCCUCCAUCUUGACCAUGUCAAGAAUAAGGAAGAUGGGACUGGCAUUUGUGGUCAGAGGUGUGGCCUUGAUCUUCCCCUUGCCCUUCCUUCUCAGAAGGCAUCAGUACUGUCGAGUCAACCUCCUCUUCCACUCCUACUGUCUUCACCAGGAGGUGAUGAAGCUGGCCUGCUCGGACAUCACCGUCAACAGCAUUUAUGGCAUGUUUGUCAUUGUCUCCACAGUGGGGGUGGACUCACUCCUUAUCCUGUUCUCUUACUUUGUGAUCCUCAAGACUGUGUUGGGCAUCACUUCAUGGGCAGACCGCCUCAAAGCCCUCAGCACUUGUGGCUCUCAUAUCUGUGCAGUCCUGCUUUUCUACACACCAAUGAUUGGCUUGUCUGUGAUACACAGGUUUGGGAACGACUCCCCUCUCCUUGUCCGCAUUUUUAUGGGCUAUGUUUACCUGCUGGUGCCGCCCCUCAUGAAUCCCAUUGUGUACAGUGUAAAAACCAAGCAAAUCCGAGCCAGGAUAAUCCAAAUAUUCUUCAAGUGGUACACCAAUGCCAGGAACUUCUGUUCUUAA
This is a messenger RNA of Candoia aspera, 999 nucleotides long. Its product is annotated as olfactory receptor 51G2-like. The record is from RefSeq and is a predicted model, not a curated record. Gene Ontology annotation, biological process: G protein-coupled receptor signaling pathway. NCBI's taxonomy places the organism in Eukaryota, Metazoa, Chordata, Lepidosauria, Squamata, Candoiidae. The transcript has a single exon. Gene Ontology annotation, cellular component: plasma membrane. Gene Ontology annotation, molecular function: olfactory receptor activity; G protein-coupled receptor activity. Bases 1 to 999 code for a protein of 332 amino acids.